Messenger RNA from Acytostelium subglobosum LB1, 1017 nucleotides. RefSeq lists its product as hypothetical. Gene Ontology annotation, biological process: transcription-dependent tethering of RNA polymerase II gene DNA at nuclear periphery; RNA export from nucleus. Bases 1 to 1017 code for a protein of 338 amino acids. Gene Ontology annotation, molecular function: ubiquitin binding; RNA binding. Lineage: Eukaryota; Evosea; Eumycetozoa; Acytosteliales; Acytosteliaceae. The record is from RefSeq and is a predicted model, not a curated record. Gene Ontology annotation, cellular component: nuclear pore. The transcript is spliced from 5 exons.
AUGUUUUCACAAGGUGAUACAGAACUGCCAAGUCCUCCAAGUGAUAGUAUCUCAUGUUUGAAGUUCUCACCACAGCAGAACUAUCUCAUUGCAGGAUCAUGGGAUAACAAGGUCAGAUGUUGGGAGAUCACUGCAUCGAGCUACUCAGCACCUCAAGGUGUACCAAAGGCAAUGGCUGACUACGAAGCACCGAUUCUAUGUACAGAUUGGAUGCCUGAUUGCACUAAAGUGAUGAUAGGAGGAUGUGAUAACAAGGCAAAGUUGUGGGACUUGGCUACCAAUCAACUUACACAGAUCGCUCAGCAUAACGCACCUAUUAAGGACCUGUUUUGGAUUAAAGAGAAGAAUGUAAUGGUCACAGGUAGCUGGGACAAGACACUCAAGUACUGGGACAUCAGACAACAGAAUCCAGUCUUUUCAAUCGAUCUACCAGAGCGUGUCUAUUCAAUGGACGUUGUCGGUGAGACAUUGGCCAUUGCGACCGCUGACAGGAAGGCACAUGUAUUCAACAUGAACAAUCCAAACCAACCAUUCAAGAGCAUUGAAUCCCCACUCAAAUAUCAAACAAGAUGUAUCGCCCUGUUCACAGAUCAGAAGGGAUUCGCCCUUGGUUCAAUAGAGGGAAGAGUUGCCAUUCAAUCAUUCGAAGAGAAUCCAGAUUAUACAUUCACAUUCAAGUGUCAUAGAGACCCGGUGGAGAAGAGCUCACAAAAGCCAGAGGUGGCAUAUGCAGUCAACAAUAUCUCAUUUGCUCAUCGAUACACAACGUUUGCCACAGCAGGAUCAGAUGGAACAUUCAGCUUCUGGGACAAGGACUCAAAGAGCAGACUAAAGCAAUUCAACAAACAGCCCAACUCUAUCACUUCGGCGUCAUUCAAUGCAGACAACACAUUGUAUGCCUAUGGUGUAUCAUACGAUUGGUCACGAGGAAUGAAUCCAAGCGCUCCAAAGGACAUCAAGAUAUGUGUCCACGUCGUACCCGACACCGAGAUCAAAGGAAAGGGAAGAAAGAAGUGA